Messenger RNA from Callorhinchus milii (elephant shark), 5733 nucleotides. Its product is annotated as nuclear receptor-interacting protein 1-like. NCBI's taxonomy places the organism in Eukaryota, Metazoa, Chordata, Chondrichthyes, Chimaeriformes, Callorhinchidae. Gene Ontology annotation, molecular function: transcription coregulator activity; signaling receptor binding. Gene Ontology annotation, biological process: regulation of transcription by RNA polymerase II. Gene Ontology annotation, cellular component: nucleus. The record is from RefSeq and is a predicted model, not a curated record.
UGUGGGUGGGGAGAGAAGAGAGAGAGAGAGAGAGAGGGGAAGAGAAACAGGACCAGGAUCGAAAAGCCAACGGGAGGUGACAGCAAAUGGCAAAAGAUUUUUUUUUUCUUCUUCUUUUGUGCGACGGUGUUGAUUGUGCUGCCCGUAUCCUGUUGAAUUUCCUUUUGUGCAGCGAGCGAGUGAGCGAAAGAGAGAGAGAGAGAGAGAGAGCCAGAGAGAGAGAGAGCUAGCGAGAGUUUGGCCUGACUGAAUGGGAGAGUGGUGCUGAACGGCGUCAGCCUCUGCCGAUCAGCUCCGAGGGCAGCGGGAGGCUCCGUGAGCCGACGGUGACAAGCGGAGGAGGAAGAGGAGGAGGAGGAGGAGUGCGUGGAGGUUGCGGAAGGGAAGUGGGGAGGAGAGAGGGGGAAAAGAAAAGACCCACUUCUCCGAUCGGGAGAACCAGCCCGGAGCAAGAGAGAGAGAGUGAGCCAGAGCGAGCGAGAGAGAGAGAAACCUAACGGAGAGGUGCACCGCGCACGGACAGCGGCCAUGUCCUUUGCGCCGAGGCGCUCGGCUCGGGGACGGGAGGGAGUCUGAACGAAUGGGCCGCUCCCCUCGCUCCACGCCCUCACGCCCUCGGCACUGCAAGCAUGGCUCGCUGGGGACUGCCGGGUUCCCACAGCUCUCCCGACCUCUCGCGGGGACCAAGCCGGAACGCCAUCGCCGCCGCUCGCUAGCAGCGACGACAGCCACAGCGACAUCCCAGGAGAUCAGGACGUCUGAGGACGUCCCCAGGCGCUGACGGACACACGCUCGCUCGCUCGCUCCUCGCCAAGGACUCGCUCUCCUCCGCUCCGGGUUCUUCGUCUUGGCGGGCUUCCCUUUUCUUUCCUUUGCCCCUCGUUUCGCGCCGUGUGAACAUGACCCAUGGGGAGGAGCCUUUCUCUGAGAUGCACCAGGAUUCAGUCGUGUUAACUUACCUCGAGAGCGUCCUAAUGCAUCGACCGGCAGGGGGCGCCGGGGCUGGGGGGACUCCCCUCAAGAGGGAGAGGGGAGAGGGCGACGGAGACGGGCGGGGGUCCCGGGCGGCCCCACCCUCCUCCUCUUCCUCCUCCUCCUCCUCCUCCUCCUCCUCGCCCGCCACGGACCUCCAGCUCCAGCCCCCGCCCCCGCCCGCCCCCCGAGCCGGGGGGAACCCCAACGUGAAGAAGGCCCGGCUGCUUCGGGCCGAGGUUUGGGAGGGGGCCAAGAGGCGGAGGGUCUGCGGACCGGAGGCUUUCGGGCGAGAGGGGGGCCCGUCCUCGGCCGGGGCCGGGGCUGUCGGGUUCCAGGGCGACGCUCUGGCCAAAGACAAGCAGCACAGCACCCUCCUGGCUUCCCUGCUCCAGUCGUUCAGCUCCAGGCUGCAGAGGGUGGCCCUGUCCCAGCAGACGGGUUCUUCCCCGGGGGCCGCUCCCUCCCCCGAGCGGGGGCUGGGGCUGGGCCUGGGGGGCUACGCCACGGCCUCCAGCCACCUGCGGGCCCUGCUGAGGAGCCGGGAGCAAGGCGAGGCCGGGCUCAGCCCCCCUCCCCCCGACGACCGGAGGCUCCCCGAUAGGCCCCGGCCCGCUCCCCGCCCCCCCCGGCCCCCCUCGGCCCCCGCCGAGCCCCUCUCCUGCGCGGCCAGGCUGCGGGCCGUGGCCAACCUGGUGGAGAACGGGGGCAGCUUGAGGAGCCCCGGCUCGCCGCCCCAGCCCCCGCCCCCCCUGCCCCCCCCGCCCCCCCGGCCCAGCGUGGCCUGCAGCCAGCUGGCCCUGCUCCUGUCCAGCGACGCCCAGCUGCAGCAGUACUCGCGCGAGCACGCGGCCGGAGCCUCGGCCAGUCACCGGCUGGCCGCCAUCGCCUGCCAGAGAGUUAACGAGAGGAGGACGCAGGACCCGGAGCGGGAGCGGGAAGGGCCUGAGAGAGCCGGGUGGGCGGGACAAUCGCCGGCAGCGGCUGCGACCAACGGCUUGAGGAAGAGCCACGCCACCGGGCGGUCGGCCGGACGCCCGAGGAGCCCGGCGGUGGCCGGCAGGGAGGAGGGGACCUGCUCGCCCGUCUCGCCGGCUCCAGGCGGAAGCGGCAGCGGCGGUGGCGGCAGCCUCCUCAUGCACCUGCUCAACUCUAACGCCUGCCCGCCCGCCUCGCCCGCCGGCUGGUCUGGGCCGUACCGGGGCCAGGGGAAGCCCAAGCUGCCGCCGGUCAAGGUAGAGCCGGGCUCGGCCGCCGAGGACCUGUACAGCAGUGACGAGAGCUCCAGGUCCAGCUGCACCCCCAUGGACCUGUCCACCAAGCCCAGGAUGUGCGAGCCCAUCUCGCUGCAGGCCGGCAGCUUGGAGCAGAUGACCCAGUCGCUGCUCUUCAGCUGGAACCCCAAGAGGUCCGGGGGGCUGGCCAUUCACGAGGGCAAGGAGGAGGAGGAGAGCUGUGGUGGCGGAGGUGGAGGUGGUGGUGGUGCUGGUGGUGGGCUGGAGUCCAAAGCCCAUCAGCGGGUCACCUUGCUCCAGCUCCUCCUGGGUCAUCAGAGCGACGCGAAGGGCGAGGGGACGCCCGAGCCACCAUCACAGCCGUCGCAGCACUACUUCAAGGCGGAGGCCUUGUUGCCCAAGAUGGAGCCCUUGUUGCCCGAGACUGGAAUGGCAAUAGUUUCCUCCCUCGGGCUGAGCAGAAAGUCUGACUUCUUGGGGCCUCUGCCUCCGCACUCUUCAUCCACCUCUUCCUCCUCCUCCUCCUCUUCCUCUUCCUCCUUGUCCUCCUCCUCCUCGCUCCCCUCGCGGUCCCCAGCCCCCCUCAAGGUGGCUUCCAGCGCCUGCGUGACCUGCAAACGGGAACCCGAGGCGGCCUCGCACCGUCCGGGGGCCAGGCCCACUGUCGCUGUGGCAACGGCCACAGCGGCGCCUCUGGCGGACAGGGACCCGCGGCGACGCUUCUCCAAGCCGACCCCGGAGCGGUGUGGAGGCGGGGGAGGAGGAGGAGGAGGAGGAGGAGGCAGAGAGACUUCAGCCUUGUCGUUGGAGCGCUUCCCCAAUUGCUCGCUCCUCAGCGGCGGCGGGAGGCCCCAACACUUCGCCCCGCCCCUCCCUCCAGCCCCGGGGGACAACCCCCACCCCGGGAACGGCAACAGCUUCUCGUUCAGUGCCAGUAAACUGCUGCAGGACCUGGCCCAGACCGACCAUCACCCUCCCCCAAGCUCAGACAACGCCGUCGCCAUAACUACCAUGUCCUCUUCCUCCUGCUCCUCCUCUUCCUCCUCCUCCUCCUCCUCCUCCUCCUCCAGACUGAUGGGCCGACGGGGCGGAUUCCAGCCGGGCCUGUCCUCCCUCACCUCCUCCGUCUCCUGCUGCUCCUCUCCCGGGGCCCUGGCUCCUCCGGCUCUGCCGCUGCCACCACCGGCUGCCGCUGGUCUGGAGGCCAUGGACGACAACCAUCUCGGCAACCACCACCACCACAGUCACCAACAUAGUCACCACCACCAGCAUCAGCAGCGGCCGCCAUUGCCAGGCCGCCGUAGCGUUCUACAGCUGCUCCUGCGAGCUCCCAGCGACGCCGACCAGCAGCCGCAGGCUCCGUCGCAGCCAAGGGCUGGUAACGGCAGCAGGAGACGGGCCGCCCGGGGCGGGGGGGGCGGGGGCGCCGAGGCCCGUCGGCCGGCUUCAGGCCAGGAUGAUGAUGGCGGUCGAGGGGGCAAGGCUGCCGCUCCACCGCCGCUGCUCGCCGUCAAGACGGAGCCCGAGGAGCCUGAGGAGCGAGAGCCCGGCUUCUCUUCCCGCUGUUCCGAGGCCUCAAUUACCGGCGGAGGAGGAGGAAGUCCCGCCAAUGGCGGCAAUGGCUGUUAUCACCAACAUCACCAUCAACAUCCACAGCAGCAGCAGCAGCAACAACGACAGUCCAGCCCGGCAAUGGAAGCUCCUCCUCUCCCACCGCCCCCAACUCUGUCGCUGCCCUGGACGUAUGAAGAGGCGGUCGUGAUCAAGCAGGAGGAGGAGGAGGAGGAGGAAGUGGCGGAGGACAAGGUGGUGGUGGAAGAAGAAGACAAAGCAGCAGAAGAAGAAGAGACGCCGGUGAUGAAGAUGAUGGCGGACUCGCCUCCCUCGCUACCGCACGGCGCCGCCUCGCAGAAGGCGGGAGUCUUGAGCCAACUCCUCCUGAGACACAGCAACAGCCUAGGCUUCGCUUUGGGCCUGGGCCUGGAGCCGGCAGAGCAGCCCCCGGCCCCGGCCGUCGCCACCGGCAACGGUAGCCCCUGCAGCAACAGCGGCGGCGGCAGCGGCAACAACAACAGCAACAACAACUGCGGGCGCGGAAAUGGAGGCGGCCCCAAGAAGAAGCGGCUUCUCCUCCCCCCGUUCGAGGCCCAGCCGGCGGGGUCGGAGGUCACUGAGAGGCCUAGGCCGAGGAGGCCCCCCGAGCAGGCCGAGAGCAGCGACAACGGGCCCGGCCCCAUCCCCAACGGCCACGGUUUCAAGCCGGACUUUUGUAACGGCCUCGGCUUGGCGUACGGCUCAAGCCCGGGCGGGGCGUGGGAAGCAGAUUGUGCCGAGGCUCGAGGAGGAGGAGGUGGAGUUGGAGGAGGAGGUCAAGGCUUUAACGUGCUCAAGCAGCUGCUCCUGGCCGAGAAUGGCAUCAAGGCCUUGUCGCAAGGCAGGCAGCUUCACAACGGGGCCGAGGUCAGGCUGUUCCCGCACCCGCCGACCGACAAGGAGGACAAGAUGGCGGCCACCGGGGAACGGAGACAGAGGGAUGCCUUCGUCGCCACCACCAUCAUCAUCACCACCCCCACCACCACCACCACCAUCACAACAACAGGCAGCAGCAGCACCAACAACGUGACCCUGACGGUCAAGGGCCUGACAAGCAGCCCCGGCCCCGGCCCCCGGUCCCGCUCCCCGCCGGCCAGCCACAAUCGCCCCAAACCCCGGCCGGAACCUCCGGCCGAGCCGCCCUGGCUGACCAAGACCAACCCCAUCCUGUACUACAUGUUGCAGCGAGGCGGCCAAGCUGGCCAUAGCCAUAGCCAAGGCCCAGGCCCAGGUCCGGGCACAGCGCAGCUGCUGGAGGACGCCAAGGCCGAGCGCAGGAAGCCUCGCUCCAGCUCCCGCCCAGUGCCAGCCGGGGACACCGAGAAGCCCCGUUGGAGGGUCAAGGAGGAGCCCGCGGGUCCCGAGCAGGACCAGGACCAGGACUCGGCGGCAGAGCUGCGUCUGAUGAAGUCCAGCCUGAGCCUCAGGCACGGUGUGUACGGCCUCCUGGAGAAGGUCAUCGCCAUCAAGAGGGAACCCGACUGAGAGAGGCACGGGGAGGAGGAGGAGGAGGAGGAGGAGGAGGAGCAGAGGGAAUGGACAUGUUGGGGCGCGAGGGUUUAAACACGCAAGACAGAGACUCACACACACACACACAGACACAAGCACACACGCGUAUACACGAGCGCACACAAACACGCAUACGCUCACUCACACAUGCACAUAUACGCAGUCACACACGUACACUCAUGCACGCAUAAACUCACACACACACACACACACAUAGGGACUCAGAUACACCAACACUCAUAGCACACUGGCACACACACACACACACACACACACGAGGACAUACACACACACACGGAUAUACGCUGAUGCAUUCACACGGACAGACACAGAGUCUCAGACACAGUCAGAGUCAGACUGACCCAUACAGUCAGAUAGAGUCACACGUGCAUCGACCGUAAGAGAGGUGUGCCCCCCCCCCCCC